UCAGUUUGAACAACACUGUUACAACUCCUGCUCAAGACAUGACUAGAUACAUCAUCGAAGUGGAAGCGGAUCCCUCAUCUGACAAAAUCUGGGUCAUUUUGUCAACUGGAAACAUCAAAUCUCAAGAGACAGCGAUUGCAAAAGAAGGUGAUACUGUUAUUGACUUUGAGAAUAAACCUGAAGAAAUUCUCAUACGAAGAGAAACCUCCCUUUUGCGUACUUUCAGUACAGGAUACUGUCGGUAUGUGACAGCCACCAGUCCUGAUAACACAUACUAUUUUCCCAUCUUCAGAAAUAUUUCUGCUGGACUGACCACCAUUAAGGAAAAUUCAGGCAAAUUACCCCUCCAGGAUGACUCAGAAGAAAGAAAGAAAGAUAUGGAAGAAAAAAAGAUUUUUUUGCAAAUGGUGGGCUGGAAACAGAUGAGCGAAACUGUAGAUGAGCUAAAGGUUAAGCUUGGAGCUGCAGUCAGAAACCAAGCUUUUUUUGGUAAAGCUCCCUCUGAAAAGGCAAAGAAAAAGUCAUUCUUAGUAAAAGCUUUUUCAUUCAUACUGAAACUUGUUCACACUUUCAGAGAAGAGCCUCUUUGCAUUGAAUCUGUGGACGGACUUCCGUGUUACGCUAAACCUAACAAUAUUUUCAAAUUACCAAGAGAAUUGUCGUUUAGCGCUUCUAAACUACUGACAUUGGUAUACAAUAAAGCUGUAGUGCAAAUGCAUAAAAUUAUACGUCGAGUUUGGAAUUUCGGCCGCAAAUGGAGAAAACUGGAACACAUCCAAAGAGUAUUUUUGUAUCCAAGUAAAAAAGCAGAAUAUGUUUCCAAAAACUGGAAGGAGGAUGCCUUUUUCAGCAGCCAGUUUCUCAACGGUUGUAAUCCAGUAUUAAUUACAAAAUAUACUAAGCAGAAGAUCCCAGCUGAGAAGCUAGAGAUGUUCUAUCCUGAUAUUAAAGCAAACAUAAUGGUACGUAUAUUUUCUGAGUGUCAUCUCUCCUUAAGUCCUUAA
Molecule: messenger RNA, 1004 nt
Organism: Lepisosteus oculatus (spotted gar)
Lineage: Eukaryota; Metazoa; Chordata; Actinopteri; Semionotiformes; Lepisosteidae
Source: RefSeq, a predicted model, not a curated record